Tribolium castaneum (red flour beetle) is the source of this 603-nucleotide messenger RNA. RefSeq lists its product as uncharacterized. The transcript is spliced from 4 exons. Lineage: Eukaryota; Metazoa; Arthropoda; Insecta; Coleoptera; Tenebrionidae. The record is from RefSeq and is a predicted model, not a curated record.
AUGGGCGGGGUCAAACUCAAGGUCAAGAAAAAAUACUGAUGUAUACACAACACACUUCCUUCAUCACAUAAAGUGAAGAAUCCUCAUGUAAAGCAUACAAGUUGUAAUGCAAAAUUAACAAUUACUGUGAAACAAAAAAAUCUUAAAAGAUGAGUAAGAAUGAAUAGGAGAAUGAGUAAAGAUGUUCAUCUCAAGCAGUAUCCAACAGAAAUUAUGAUUAGACAUACCCAUAAUCAUAUAUUAUGUUCUGCUAAAGCAUUGAGGCACCAACAACCUACCAUUGAAUUGGAAAACGUUUUUAGUAAUUUGUUCUCUGAGGGUCAUUCCCCAUCAACGGCUCAGGAAACUUACAAAAUUGAGCUUCAAGAAAAAUAUGAAGAUUAUCACUUGAAAGUAGCAGAUGGAUCUGUAUGUCCUACAAAACGAUGGUGUUACGAACUGUACUACAAAAUAUUCAAAAAAAAAUUUGGUAAACCAACUGGUAUUCAGAUGGAGCUGCAAGAUCAGGUCGGCGUGGAGGCUAACCAGGUGGGGUUUAGCGGGCUGACCAUUGCACGAUUUGUACAGUUCAGUGUGAGAGAUCUGGUUAUACAUGGUUCCUAA